This is a messenger RNA of Eutrema salsugineum, 2193 nucleotides long. RefSeq names its product ribose-phosphate pyrophosphokinase 2, chloroplastic. Gene Ontology annotation, biological process: 5-phosphoribose 1-diphosphate biosynthetic process; purine nucleotide biosynthetic process; ribonucleoside monophosphate biosynthetic process. NCBI's taxonomy places the organism in Eukaryota, Viridiplantae, Streptophyta, Magnoliopsida, Brassicales, Brassicaceae. Bases 777 to 1988 code for a protein of 403 amino acids. Gene Ontology annotation, cellular component: cytoplasm; ribose phosphate diphosphokinase complex. Gene Ontology annotation, molecular function: magnesium ion binding; ribose phosphate diphosphokinase activity. The record is from RefSeq and is a predicted model, not a curated record. The transcript is spliced from 8 exons.
UAGUUACCCCCAAAAAACUCUCUCUUUGUAGUAGAUGUAAGACAUUAAUGUUUUAUAGCAUGCUUAGAAAGAUUAAUAAACGAAAUUUCUGAGUUGGUAGAUAAAAUAGAAUCUUUUGAUCGUAUCAAAUUUGUAGUAAAUAUAUUAAAUCUAAUUUCUACACUAUUUUGUAGUAGAUAUAUAUGAAGAUGCCAUAUUUAUAUCUACAAGAAAGUAAAUAAAAAAAAUCAAAAUUUGUUUUCAAAUUAUAGAAGUUUUUCAAAUAUACAACUUGUAAUUAUUCGAUUGGAUUAAAUUUAGUCAAAUAUAUUUUCAAAAAUAUAUACGGUAAAGAAAUAAGACUCAAUUGGACAUUUAAGAAAAAAUAAAAAACAAUUUGUCUUUUGACUCCUUUAACGUUAAGUCCCCACCUGACACGUAAGCUUGAAAGCCACCCGCAGAGACCAGUAGGCCUCCACCAAAACGACACCGUUAGUAACAUUGAACUUUCCAACAAAUAUUUAUUAUUUAUUUUGUUUUUGUAAUGUCGAGAAAGUGAGGAAAAACUUUCGCCGCACCGCCUGAGAUUUGAUAAAAAGAGAGACGAGUCCACAUUCGAAUUUUGGAUUCCCGGAGAAGAACAAAUUCGCCAUUAUUAUAAGCUGCUUCUCCUUCUUCUUCGUUUUACACUCCCAAUCCUGAAUACACCUGAUUUCAGUUCUCGUGUGUCUCGGAAUUCUCUACGGCGAGAAUCUGAUAGUACGUCACUCAGAGAUUCCCCGACGUAUAUUUUACAUAUGGCGUCACUGGCUCUGACUUCUCCUCCCGGCGUUAAGAUUCCGUCGUACCUAGCCUCGUCGUCUUCGUCUCUCUUCCCUCGCUCCUCGAUUUCAUUCACGACCACUGAGUCUCGCUCCCGAAUCUGCGUUUCCGGUGGCGCGAUAUGCAAUUUGCCCAGGGCACUGAAUGUUGGAAACGGGAACGCUCGUGUUCCGAUUAUCAAUGAGACGACACUUCCUAAGUUCUUUGAUUCUUCCCGGUUAGAGAAAUCCGUCAAUAGAACCAACACGAAGCUGAAGUUGUUCUCUGGUACUGCAAAUCCAGCACUUUCUCAGGAAAUUGCUUGGUAUAUGGGGUUGGAGCUUGGGAAGGUUAGCAUAAAGAGGUUUGCUGAUGGAGAGAUCUAUGUUCAGCUGAAAGAGAGUGUUAGAGGUUGCGACGUCUUUUUGGUGCAGCCUACCUGCACUCCAACGAAUGAGAAUCUCAUGGAGCUUUUGAUCAUGGUUGAUGCUUGCAGAAGAGCAUCAGCUAAGAAAGUAACAGCUGUGAUUCCCUAUUUUGGAUACGCAAGAGCUGAUAGAAAGACACAAGGGCGUGAAUCCAUUGCUGCCAAACUUGUUGCAAACCUUAUAACCGAAGCCGGUGCGGAUCGUGUUCUUGCAUGUGAUCUUCAUUCAGGACAGUCCAUGGGCUAUUUUGACAUACCCGUGGAUCAUGUCUAUUGCCAGCCUGUGAUACUUGAUUAUCUUGCUAGCAAGUCAAUUUCAUCAGAGGAUUUGGUAGUGGUUUCUCCUGAUGUGGGAGGAGUAGCCAGGGCACGUGCAUUUGCUAAGAAAUUAUCUGAUGCGCCACUCGCCAUUGUCGAUAAAAGGCGUCAUGGCCACAAUGUUGCUGAGGUCAUGAACCUAAUCGGUGAUGUUAAAGGGAAAGUGGCAGUAAUGGUCGAUGACAUGAUUGAUACCGCGGGAACUAUUGUGAAAGGAGCAGCUCUUCUACAUGAGGAGGGUGCUCGUGAGGUUUAUGCUUGCUGCACACACGCGGUUUUCAGUCCGCCAGCGAUAGAGCGGUUAUCGAGCGGUUUGCUGCAAGAAGUGAUAGUGACGAAUACUUUACCGGUGGCGGAGAAGAAUUACUUCCCGCAGCUAACUAUUUUAUCGGUGGCUAACCUUCUGGGUGAGACCAUUUGGCGUGUCCAUGAUGAUAGCUCCGUUAGUAGCAUUUUCCUUUGAUGUUGGUUUUUUGUUAAUCGGUUUAAGGCUCGGUUUAGGAUCGGUUUACGUUCUCUCUCUCGUUAUUCACAGUUUCUAUCCUAACCAUGUUUUGGCUUCUCUUUUUCACCCAAACUUUGUUACUUAUCUGAGUUCGACCUUUUCUUCAUUUUUAGUUAGAGAGUUAUCACUUAUCAGUAAUAAAAUAAAAAUUAAUAUUUGAUUU